This is a messenger RNA of Schistocerca gregaria, 6873 nucleotides long. It is a transcript of the gene Pat1, whose product is annotated as amyloid protein-binding protein 2. The coding region runs from base 378 to 2147 and encodes 589 amino acids. Gene Ontology annotation, molecular function: protein binding. The transcript is spliced from 11 exons. The record is from RefSeq and is a predicted model, not a curated record. NCBI's taxonomy places the organism in Eukaryota, Metazoa, Arthropoda, Insecta, Orthoptera, Acrididae. Gene Ontology annotation, biological process: intracellular protein transport.
CAGUGUUGUCCGCUAAAUAGAACAUGUACAAUUGUUAUGAAUAUAGUGAUAUACUCUUUGUUGCUAGAACUCGUAAGUAUUUCCAUUUCCUUGUUUACAGAGGAAUGAAGAAAACGUUUUGCCAUAUGAUUUUUGCAGUGUAUUUGCUUAUUUCGCAUCUCAUCGUGUAAAUCAAUAGUUGCGAGGUAAAAUUUUCACCAAACAACAGUGUCCUUGCGCUGUUUUAACUGCAUCCAUUUGCGGACAAUAAAGAACACUGUCAGAGAUCUUGCUUGACUUGUUUUCGGUUUCGUCUGGUUGAUGUCAGUGAUGGCCAUCAGCUGUGGGUCUGGAUGUUGAAUUUUGUGUUGAUAGGCGUCCGUCGAUGUAGGUAAACAAUGGCCGCAGAAAAUGUAGGGGAUUCGGCCGCAGACAAGCGACACGUUUACAAGACAGCAGAAUCGCUUUAUAAACUCGGUGUAGCUGCUGUUGUAAAUAAUUAUUCUACUUUUAAAGACGAAAUACGUUCAUUGCCUGCCAGCCUUCUGUUUGAUUUAUAUUACAAGUUAUACCAAGAUCAAACACUCUGUUUGCUGAAUCUCGAGUUCACGGAUAUCGAUGUGUUUUCAACAAUGUUAAAAGUUUCGAAUAAAAGACUGCAGCUGCUAAGAAGUUUCCAGGCUCUGAUGGACCACAGUAGAAGGAUUACAAAAGACUUAACUGCUGCUUAUAUACGUAAAUGUAACAGUGUCCAGUUAGAUCCUUCAUCUCGGGAAAAUGUGAUUGAUCUAGGUCUCAGAUUAGGUAACUUCCUUGGUGAUGCGGGAUGGUAUGCUGAGAGUGAAAAAGUGCUGGUAACCUGUAGAGACAUUUGUUAUAUGUCUGAUGGGUCUAUUUAUUGCAUCCAGAAACUGCUGGAAUGUUGUCACAAAUUACUUCAUACGCAAGCGGCUUUUUACAAUUUUGAUGGUGCAGAGCAGACGUUUCAACUUGCUUACAGUUUAGUCCAAGAGCUAAGGAAGACAGAUAACACCACAAAUCUUGCAGGAUUAUUUACGGAGUUUUCUGUCUUGUAUUUCUCAAGAAGUGAAUAUGCUGAGGCAUAUCGGUGGAGCAUAGACGCAUUACAUCAGGCAGCAUGUGGUGUUCCCGUUCACGUAAUAGUGGAUGUACUGCGGCAGGUUGCGAAAUCUUGUGUUGUGAAACGAGAGUUUAAGAAAGCAGGACUUCUCUCUCGUCAGUCGGUUUAUCUUGCUAGGGAAGUGUUUGGUGUCAAACAUCCCAAAUACUCAGAUGCUUUAAGUGAUUACGCAUUUUUUCUUCUGAACUUUGACCUUGUUCGACCAAGCGUUGAUGUAUUUACGAUGGCACUGAAAAUCCGACAGGAGUUAUUUGGAGAAAAUAAUCUUCACGUUGCUAUAGCCCAUGAGGAUUUAGCGUACGCUCUGUAUGUUCACGAGUACAGCUCUGGCAGGUUCGGACUGGCUAGGGAACAUGCAAAUAUUGCAAUCCAGAUAAUGCAGAACAUUCUCCCAGAAGAUCAUCUGAUGUUGGCAUCAGUGAAGAGGGUCAAAGCUCUGGUCUUGGAAGAAAUAGCACUCGAUGGACUUUUAUCCAGCUCUGGUAUGCAGGAAUUACUAGCUGAAGCAGAAGAGCUUCAUUUGUCAGCGUUGAAAUUAUCCCUUGCUACUUUUGGUGAAAAGAAUGUGCAAACUGCUAAACACUUUGGGAAUCUGGGCCGUCUCUACCAGAGCAUGAAGAAGUUUGAAGAAGCAGAAACAAUGCAUUUAAAGGCAAUAGCCAUAAAAGAAGAGCUAUUAGGAGAAGAUGAUUAUGAAGUUGGUUUGUCUAUAGGUCAUCUUGCUAGCCUGUAUAAUUAUCACAUGAAGAAGUACAAAAAAGCUGAAGCACUUUACAAGCGAUCUAUUGACAUCAGUUUAAAGCUGUUUGGUGAAAGUUAUUCCGGCCUGGAAUAUGAUUACAGAGGUCUCGUGCAUGUAUAUCAUGAACUUAAAGAAGUUGACAAAGUUGCUGACUACACAUACUUAUUGAACAACUGGAAGCUUCAUAGAGAUAUCACAUCCCAGACAGAAUAUGAACCUAUUGACACCGAUGGUGAAGUUCUUUCAAUAAGUGAUAUCACAGCACAGUUUUUCCAGCCUAACUGAAUUAAGUGUCAUGUUUGAGUGUAAUACUCUAUCAAAAAAAUUAACCUCCUUCCAUAGGAAGGAGCAUUGUGCCACAGCUUUAAGUGUUUUGUGAUUCACACAGAAUUCACAAGUACCUGGACACAAAGAGUAUAUACUGCCAUUCCUUCACAUGUGCAUUAUGUGGAUAGAUCGCUUUGUCCUUUUUUUAAUUUAAAAGAACAUGUUUUAUGUUGUUUUGUAUUAUUUUAAAAUGUUUACUUUUUAUGUUAAUUGUGGCAAAGAUACUCCAUUCAAAGCUUGCUGUCAAGUUAUUGUUAAUAAAACUGGUAGUAAUCUGUUACACUUAGGCGCUGGUGUCGUACCCCACGUUACGUAUGUUGUUGUUUUAAAAUUGUCAUGUACAUACUUGAGAAUGUUUAAUGUUGCGACAAUUGUCUGCAACUUUUUGCAUUUAUAUAAUUUCAUUUGUGAAACGCUGUAUAAAGAAUGCCAGUAAUAUUUGCUGGUCUUUUACUCUUAGUUGUGAUGUUUUAUAUCUUUUAAUAUGUAAGAUGCAUGCUAGUCAAUAGUUCAUUUUGAGAAACCACGUGUCCAGUAUUGAUGUGAUGUGCACAAGGAGCCAUGAAAUAAUGUCUGUGUAUGGUACUUCCCUUUUAUAUAAAUUAUCUGACCAAGGCAGAGUUGUGACAGUUCAUUUCAUGUUUGAGUUCAUUAUUAUAGUGAAAUUGUAUUUCCAUCUUGUUCUCCCUCUCCACUUCUCUCUCUUUUGUUUUCCUCACCUCCUGUCUGUUUUAAAACCCUAUCCCCCCACCCCCUUUAAAAUUAACUUAUUUGCAAUUUUAGACUGUUUUUAGUAAAUAAAAGAAAACUUGAGGUAACAAUAAAAUUCAGCAUAAAGGAUGUAACCAUGACGCCUGAUACAAACUUUUCAAACCAAUGCCUUGAACUCGAGUACCCCAUAGCGAUUUUAUUGAUUCAUCUCUACGGUGAAUGUUGACAAGUCUUCAUUCCAGAACUACGAAUCGUGUCAUAGCCGUACUUCCAUUAUUUAAGUAUGUAUACAUUGUCUACAUUUAUGGAAACUGAUUGUUAGUCUCUUCUUCAUUGCAGAGUAAUUUGCCAUGAAAAUACCAGAACAAAAAUUAGGAGCUUUUGUACUUUGGUAGAGCAGACUGUGAACAGCUAUCUAUUGUAUAUUUUUUUUCAGUUGUUUGUGGUUGAGUUAACAGUGUCUUUAACAAUUUUUUAGUAAUUCCAUGACUAAAGUUUUGGUCGUGGUCCUGCAGUAAGAAUUAUUACUGCUUUACAUCUUCAUUUUUUGGCAUAACCAUGUCUGCUAUUUAUUGCGUGCAGUCAUCACUGCGGCCAUUCUCUGCUGUGGAGAGAAUUUGUACAUUCUCAUGUGUUUUAACGAUCAGCUCUUUGUCAGCUUUGUUUAAAUUGAAAAAUUUAAUCAUCGUGUUUCAUUGAUCAACAUGGACAACUGUUUUCUUCAGUGUCAUCCGUUUUAAUAAGACUUCAGCAUUUAUUUGUUCCAGAAGUAAAUUUAUCAACUUCACAGUAGUUGUACCAAUAUUUUUCUAGUAAAUGAAUAAAUCCUGAAAUAUCAUUAAAUGGGAUGGAGGUUUUAGUACUUGCACCUGUUCAGGAGAUGUCCAAGGUUCGAACAUUUAAUGGAGGACAUGGAAAAACUGUUGAAAGUAUUUCUAUAGCAAUGAUAUUUGCAGAGGAUCGUGGGAAUUGCCCAUUCAGGAGGUCGUGCAGUGCAAAAAGAGUUGAAUUUUAACCAAUAGUCAGACUUUUUGCAGCAACUGCAGCUCCUAAUUGUGUUUGGUUUUGAUUUUUGUUAUGUCUCUUAAUUCGUUAGUGAGACACAAAUUUCCUUGCAUAUAUGAUGCAGGCAUAUGCACACUGUCAUAACCAAAAGGAAUGGAGGGAACUUAUAAAAGAAAAGAAUUACAUAUGAAACAGUAAUAACAAAAUUGUUCAUGCAGAAAAAAAAAAGGGGGGGCACAGGCAAAUUGAUGUGACUGGAAAAAACUAAAGCAAGAUAGCAGAAAGUGGAAAUUUGACAAUUAUAUUUUGAGAUCAUGGUCAGCUAUAGAGCUGUUAGAAAUUAACAGUUUGGAACUGGAGCACAUAUUGUUAAAGGUAAGUCAUGAAGACUGGAACAACAACACAAGAAACGGCAACCAUUAGGAAUUUUAUUUGGCUACAACAGAAACACUUCUUCUCAUUUCUGUUCACAAAUUUCCUUUAAUGUGAAACAUUAAAUGUAAGAUAAUCUGUGCACUAUAUCACUUUUGUUAAUUUUUUAGUCUUGUAUAGAUGUUUGUGAAAUUAAAUCAGUGAUGGUAUCUCUUUUGUAGACAUACAUUCUAAAGCAUGUAUUUAAGAAUGUAUAGCUUGUUGAUAUGUUAUGCAGCCUCGCUAAGAAUUUUUUUCCUGGGGAGCUCUCUAAUGUAGUGGCAGUUUUACAUACCUCAGCAAAUAGGAAUGUGACAUUUCUUUAAUAUUACACCAAGUACUUCUUGUUAGGGAGUAAAUUUGUGAAAUGUCAUGUGAUUAUCUAAUUUUCUUGUAAUUUUGUCUUUGCAUGAUCUCGCAAUCAUUUUUAAAUAUACAAAGUUUCACAUUCUUUUUAUGCCCUCAGUCAGUUCCCGUUAUGAGAGACAGAGAUGAUGAUAUUGUCAGUUUUUGGCGCACGCGCGCGCGCACACACACACACACACACACACACACACACACACACACACACACACACACACACACACACACCUAAUACAUCAUGUAUUAUGGCCUGCCUACAUAUAUAGUUUUGUUAUCUUUAUUCAGAACCAUAGACUAUUGUCCAUUCUUUUUUGUUAUGCUGUAUGAUGUGUUUUGAAAAUCUUGAUUCUUUUUGCACUAUAGGUUGAGCUCUGUUACUGCAUAAUUUGAUCUUGUAUCAUAAUUUUUCUUUUGAGAAAGAACCUAAUAACACUUUUGAUAACAUGUUUGGUCACUGUAUCAUUUUCUAUUCCAUAGAAAUAUUUCCUUACUAUAUUGUUGAAGUUGCAUGUGUCUCAAUAGUACUCCUUAACAUGACCUUUAGUUUUAUGUUAAAGGACACUUGUUGGUGACAGCCUUCAUUUUCAUGUAAAAGUGUGAUUUUUAAUACCUUCUCCACAAUAGAUAUUUAAAAGAUACUUCCUUUUGCUCAUUUUUAUAUGUGACAAUUUUCUUCUUCUUCUUUUCCUCUUUUAACCUUUUUUAUGUUGGAUUUUUUGGUCAGUUUAUAUAUUGCCUAGCUUAAUCUCUUACAGUGAGGUACAUCGUAGAAAUUUCCAUUUCAGUUACAAUAUUUUGUCCUAAUACUGUGUAGUUUGUGUUACUGGGGGUGUGAGAUGAUACACAAUAUGUGCUGCAUUUUGAAUAAGUACAAAGAAUUCAUAGAGCUGUGGAAAGGAGUAUUGGAUAGUUAUGAAACAAGGGCAAUCUGUCAGAUUCAGUAAUUAAGGGACUGCUGCUGGUGAAGAGACAAUGGCUGGGAAGUAUAACAACUUGCCUAAUAAGAUAAUGAAGGAUAGUUAAAAUUAUAGGGAUUGACUGGUAAAUAAUGGGGAUAAGAAACCACUGCAACCGGGCAUAAUGUUGAGAUAAGACUCAAUUGCUUUCGUUUUCUACAUUUUUUUCUCCUUGACUUCUUUAAAUCCAGGUGACUUAUGUACUGUUACUUCCUUCCCUUUUCUUCUCAUUGCACUCUGUAAUUGUGUGUGUAAUGUUAUAAAUCAUUUGAAACAUGUCUUUGGAGGGUGCAACAGUGUUUAUUUUUUUUAAAAUAUUCCUGUUUUCAUAGUUGGUAGAUGUUUAAUAUCUUCCACAACCUUUGAGGAAGUGUCAGCAUUUGAAACAGUAUUUACUUGACCAGCUUAUUAUAAAAAAAAUUCUGUUAUUAAGAUGAGGCAUUGCAUUUACCUAUCAAAUGUUCUUGGAGUAUUUGUUCUGUAAAUGUAUUGACUUUUUUCACAUUCUGGAUAGCCAAUUAUAAAGUCUUGUUUUAUAUUAUAUGUGGAUUUCACUUUUAUAAAAAUGAGCACCUUGAUAUUUAGGAGAGUUAUGUAUGGGUUUUGUGUUCAUGUUCAAACAAAUAACUAAUGGGGUUUGCUUUUCUGUACAUGCCUAAAGGUGCCAGAACAUUUUACAGCUGAACCAUAUGUUUCUUUUAGUAAAGUAACAAUUGUAGUGAUCAAAAAUUAGAGCAGAGUUAAUGAAGUCGUGAUCUUAGUGAAUGGACCAGAAUUCUCAUAACUUACCUGCUUUUGGCUGUGUUCAUGGAUGUUAUGCUCUGAGAUGUUUUAACAUUGCAUGAUAAGUAUGUCCAAGACUAUUUCCAAUGUUAUUGUAUUCAUAAAUAGUAAUAUUUCCCAUGAAGCUAUUAUGUAAUAUAUAUUUUAAUAAUUAUGUUGAGCAACAUUUGUAAAGUAGUUCUUAAAUUAAGAAUAAAAAGUCUGAGUUCCUCACUUUUUUUAAUAUGUGGGUUUAGUUUCUACAACUGAAUCUCUGUUUUGGAACUGAAGCUUUAUCGAAACGAGUUUUGUUUGUGAGUGGGGUUACAAAAGGAAGCAAUUAAAAAUGUUGUUAAACUUUCAUCUAUGUGUAAUAUGUGUUGUAGAAAUACGGAAUAUUGUUUUCUUUUGUUAAGUAGUUGUGAACAUCAUGUAUAGGAAUCAUUUUUAAAAAAUUAAAUAUUUUAGUUCUGUUA